AAUCCACAAUAUAAAAAUACAGCAAACCCAUCAUUUUCAUCACCCCAAACCGCUGUUUCUUUAUCUCUUUUCUGCUUAUUUUGGGGGUUAAUCUUGCGUACCGACAUUCUUGAAACGAGUAUGUAUAUGUGGAAGAGAUUUGAGCUAUAAAGAUUUGAGUUCUUGGUUUAUGGGAGUGUAAAUGGGUUCACUUGAAACUGCGCUGGCAUUGAAGAGGGACCAUAAUUUACAGCGUUCUUCAUCUGCUCGGAGCUCUAACAGUAUUGGAUUUUCGGGGCAAAGGAGCAGAUCAAGAUUUGCAAGAGCUUUCCUUUUCAAGAAAAUUGAUUAUCUCCAGCUGAUCUGCGCGGUUGCUGUAUUCUUCUUCUUCAUUUUCUUCUUCCAGAUUUUCUUCUUGCCAGGCUCGGUAAUUGAAGAUGGAAACAAAUCUGGGAUAGCCCGUGACUUGUUUCGGAGGAAUUCUGGUGUAAUUUCCGAGGAGUUUUCGUUCCUGAAAGAGUUGGAUUUUGGUGAAGAUUUGAGCUUUGAGCCUUUGAAAAUUGCUGAGAAGUUUCGGAAGAAUGGUACUGUUGUGAAUGAGAGUACAUUUGUGAGAUUUGGAUACAGAAAACCGAAGAUUGCUUUGGUUUUUGCUGAUCUAUGGGUUGAUCAACAUCAAAUACUAAUGGCUACUGUUGCUACUGCUUUGCUGGAGAUUGGAUAUGAAAUUGAGGUAUUCACUCUGGAGGAUGGUCCAGCACAUGCUGUCUGGAGAGAUAUUCAUGUUACUGUCAAUGCAGCUGACAAGGAUAUGAAGUUUGCUGUCGAUUGGCUGAACUAUGAUGCUCUUCUUGUGAAUUCGAUUAAUGCUGUUGGGUUCUUACCUUGUCUUAUGCAGGAACCUUUCAGAAAUGUUCCUGUUGUAUGGACCAUCCACGAACAAACACUUGCCGACCGAUUAAGACAAUAUGUUUCAAGAGGCCAGAGUGAGCCGAUUGAUAUGUGGAGAAAAUACUUUAGCCGGGCCACAGUUGUUGUCUUCCCAAACCAUAUCCUGCCGAUUGCAUAUUCAAUGUGUGAUCCUGGAAAUUACUUCGUCAUCCCUGGCUCCCCGGAAGAAGCUUGGAAAGCUGAAAAGCAAAAGGCUUUAGGUCGAGAGAAUAUACGCCUGAAAAUGGAAUAUGGACCAGAUGAUUUUGUUGUUGCAGUUGUGGGCAGUCAACUAUCAUAUAGAGGAUUGUGGCUCGAGCAUGCCUUUGUUUUAAAGGCUUUAUACCCGCUAUAUAUGGACUUUGGUGAUUCACGUUCUCGUCUUAAAAUCAUAAUCUCAGCUGGCGACUCCACUAGCAACUACAGUAGUAUUGUGGAGACCAUUGCUCUAAAAUUCGGAUAUCCAAAUGAUACGGUGAAGCAUGUUGCUAUGGACCAAAACAUAGAUACUGUGAUAAGUACAGCUGAUCUCGUAGUAUAUGGAUCCUUCCUUGAAGAGCACUCUUUUCCAAGUGUUUUGCUGAAAGCUAUGUGCUUCGAGAAACCUAUAGUAGCUCCUGAUCUACCUGCAAUAAGGAAAUAUGUUAGUGACAAGGUAAACGGCUACCUUUUCCGAAAGGAUGAUAUGAGGGCUCUGACACGGAUCUUGUUGCAAAUGGUCUCAAAUAGUAAACUCUCACUCGUAGCUCAGAAUGCUGCAUCGAUUGGAAAACAUACAGCUAAAAACUUAAUGGUCUCGGAAAGCGUGGAUGGAUAUUCUUCACUAUUGGAAAACAUCCUCACUCUCCCGUCCGAAGUAGCACUACCCCAAGCUGCCAAAAGCAUUCCCAACAAACUGAAAACUGAAUGGAGGUGGUCCCUUUUCGAAGCUAUAGCGGACACCCAUUCUCCUAGUAAAGACGGUGUGGAAGCUGUGGACAAGAUUGAGAAGCUUUUUAAUCAUACCAACGGAGAGAACUCUGUGGCUUUGAUUUUACCAAAUGAAACUUUUUUGUAUUCCAUAUGGGAAGAGCAAAAGUACAUGGAUAUUGCUUACAUGAGAAAGAAAAGAGAAGAUGAAGAGUUGAAGGAUAGAACAGAUCAGCCUCGAGGCACAUGGGAUGAAAUAUAUCGAAGUGCCAGGAGGAGUGAUCGUACGUUGCAUGAAAGAGAUGAAGGAGAACUUGAAAGGACUGCCCAACCACUAUGUAUUUAUGAACCUUACUUUGGAGCAGGAACCUGGCCCUUCUUGCACAACACUUCAUUAUAUAGAGGGCUUGGGCUGUCCUCGAAAGGUAGAAGACCUGGAGGUGAUGAUGUUGAUGGGCCUUCUCGCCUCCCUUUGUUGAACAAUGCCUAUUAUCGAGAGGUCUUAGGAGAAUAUGGAGCCUUUUUCGCAAUUGCUAAUAGGGUUGACCGCAUCCAUAAAAAUGCUUGGAUAGGAUUUCAGUCCUGGAGAGCAACAGCACGCAUGGUAUCUCUGUCCAAGACUGCUGAAAGAUCAUUGUUGGACGCUGUAGAAGCACGAAGGCAUGGGGACACUCUGUACUUCUGGGCCCGGCUCGACAAGGACCCAAGAAACCCAUUGAAACAGGAUUUCUGGUCAUUCUGCGAUGCUAUAAAUGCCGGGAAUUGCCAGUUUGUGUUCUUGGAGUCUCUGAAACAGAUGUAUGGCAUAAAACACAACUUGAGUUCUUUACCCGCCAUGCCUUCGGGUGAUGGCACUUGGUCGGUCAUGCAUUCGUGGGCUCUUCCUACCAAGUCCUUCUUGGAGUUCGUCAUGUUUUCAAGAAUCUUCGUGGAUGCACUUGAUGCACGAUUCCACGAGGAUCACCAAAAACGGGGGAUCUGCUGUCUUGGCAUAUCAAAGGACAAGCAUUGCUACUCUCGUUUGCUCGAAUUGCUAGUAAAUGUUUGGGCAUACCAUAGUGCAAGAAGAAUGGUUUAUGUCGAUCCAGAGAUGGGUUUUAUGCAGGAACAGCAUGGGCUAAAAGGCCGGAGGGGCCAGAUGUGGAUCAAGUGGUUUCAGUUCUCCACUCUUAAAGCCAUGGAUGAGGACUUGGCCGAGGAAUCUGACAUUGACCGCUCAUACAAACGACGGCUGUGGCCAUCAACUGGUGAAGUAAUAUGGCAAGGUACCUAUGAGAAGGAGAGGAAUCUGAAAAAUAAAGAGAAGGAGAAGAGGAGGCAAAAGAGUAAAGAUAAAAUUCAACGAAUACGGAGACGAACUCAUCAAAAAGUGAUCGGGAAGUAUGUGAAGCCGGCAGUGGAGGCAACGACGAAUGCAACGGAUCUUGGUCUGAGGUAGCAUUAAUAUUUUCAUACUAAUUCUUUUGGGUUACCAUUUGUUUCUAUUCUUUUAGGACCAAGAUUUGUGUCCAAGAUAAUAGAGUGCAUCCUUUUGAUUCUUUUCUUUCUCUUUAUUUGGUCAUUUUUUUGUGGCUUGUAAAUGGUAGGUUAGUUUAUAACUACAUUCUAUAUUAUCAACUCUCCCCAUCUUGGAGAUUUGGUAUUUGUUGUACCUUUAGAUAAAAUUUGAAAAGGGAAAUUCUAUUAUUCUA
Messenger RNA from Salvia hispanica, 3509 nucleotides. RefSeq lists its product as uncharacterized. Gene Ontology annotation, molecular function: glycosyltransferase activity. NCBI's taxonomy places the organism in Eukaryota, Viridiplantae, Streptophyta, Magnoliopsida, Lamiales, Lamiaceae. The record is from RefSeq and is a predicted model, not a curated record.